Messenger RNA from Scophthalmus maximus (turbot), 1390 nucleotides. It is a transcript of the gene tnfb, whose product is annotated as tumor necrosis factor b (TNF superfamily, member 2). Gene Ontology annotation, molecular function: tumor necrosis factor receptor binding. Gene Ontology annotation, biological process: immune response. The transcript is spliced from 4 exons. Gene Ontology annotation, cellular component: membrane. The record is from RefSeq and is a predicted model, not a curated record. Lineage: Eukaryota; Metazoa; Chordata; Actinopteri; Pleuronectiformes; Scophthalmidae. The coding region runs from base 165 to 923 and encodes 252 amino acids.
AGCUCCCUGCUUCAUUCGAACACAGUAGCAACACAAAGAGAGAAGCAUCACCACAGAGCAUCUGAAGACACUGACACAGCGUCGCAGCCGAGUGUUUUAGCUGCUAGAUUUCCCCCCCAAACGAAGCAAGUUGUGAACUCUGUGAGAUCACAGUUGAGCAUAGCAUGGUGGACUACACGACUGCACCAGGGGACUUGGAGAUGGGUCUUGAGGCGAGGACGGUGGUUCUGGUAGAAAAGAAGUCGGCUACGGGGUGGAUGUGGAAGGUGAUCAGGGCCCUUAUCAUUAUGGCCCUUUGUUCAGGAGGCGUCCUGCUCUUUGCUUGGCACUGGAACGGGUCAGAGAUGAGGACGCAGUCAAGCCAAACAGAGGCCCUGGUCGUGAAGGACUCUGCUGAGAAAACAGAUCCCCACUCCACGCUGAGGCAAAUCAGCAGCAAUGCCAAGGCAGCCAUCCAUUUAGAAGGUAGCUACGACGAGGACGUGAGCUCACAGGACAAGCUGGAGUGGAAGAACGGUCAAGGCCAAGCAUUCGCUCAGGGCGGCUUCCGGCUGAUGGAGAACCAGAUCAUUAUCCCACAAACCGGCCUUUACUUCGUCUACAGCCAGGCGUCGUUCAGGGUCUCCUGCGACGAUGACAGCAAGGACGGAGCGGGAAAACGCCUCACACCCCUCAGCCACAGGAUAUGGCGGUACUCGGACUCCUUAGGCUUCAACGCGUCUCUGAUGAGCGCGGUGAGGUCGGCCUGCCAGACGGCCGCUCAGGGGGACAGCCACAGAGAUGGACAGGGCUGGUACAACACCAUCUAUCUGGGUGCAGUGUUCCAGCUGUAUAAAGGAGACAAACUGUGGACGGAAACCAACAUGCUGUCCGAGCUGGAGACCGAGGAGGGCAAGACCUUCUUCGGUGUGUUUGCACUUUGAAAUGACUCUUUGUCGUGGCACUAAUUGAAAGCUCAAACGUUCGUCAUUUUGUUUUAGUAUUGUUUUUAUUGUCAUUACUAUUCAUCCUCAUGGUGAUGUAGAAAUGUUUAAAUCUCAAUUGAGAUAAAAACGUGUGCCGAUUGAAAAAAUAAUCCUAUGAACUGUAACAGUUUGCAACCAUACUUCUAUUUUAAGGCACUUUUUUUUGGUACAUUAUUUAUGCUGACCUGAGAUUGUAGUAAACGAGACUUCCUCUGCUUUAGCAGAUGACGACACAGCUCUUCACUGCAGAGUAAGGGUCCAAGGAUAAUGAGGAUUAUGCACAUAACUAUUAUCUGUAUGUAUUUAUUUAUAUUUAUUUAUAUUUAAAAUGCUGGGACUCUGUGUUAAUUAUUAUAUUUAUGUAUUUAUGUGCUUUCUGUUCACUUAAUUAAAAGAAGAAGGAGAAGAAAGAAAAUGACAAUUUU